UACCGGGAAAGAAUUCAUGUGUUCUCCCAUUUUCUCUAUCUCUCUCUACACAAAAACAAACAAAAAAACAUAAACUCAAACCGAAAAAAAGAAAAGAAAAAGAAAACGAGAAUCAAUUUGUGUCGUAGUUAUGGAUAAAAAAGACAAAGCAAAAGAGAAGAAGGAAAAGAGGCGCCAAGAGAUCUCUCUCCUCCGUACCAUCCCUUACUCCGAUCAUCAAAGAUGGUGGACCUCCGAAACUAUAGCUGUUGUGACUGGUGCAAAUAGGGGGAUCGGAUUUGAGAUUGUGCACCAGCUCGCGUUGCACGGGAUCACAGUCAUUCUCACAUCACGAGAGACAGGAGUUGGACAAGAAGCAGCAAAAGUCUUACAAGAAGGAGGUUUGAAUGUAGUGUUUCACCAACUAGACAUCAUAGACCCUCCAUCAAUUGAAGCCUUUGUUGAAUGGGUGAAAGAACAAUAUGGCGGUGUAGAUAUAUUGAUAAACAAUGCUGGAGUAAAUUACAAUGCUGGAUCAGACAACUCUGUGGAACAUGCUGAACAAGUUAUUGAGACCAACUACUUUGGGACCAAAAAUAUGAUAAAAGCAAUGAUUCCUCUUAUGAGGCCUUCGGAACCAGGUGCCCGGAUUGUUAAUGUCAGUUCCAAAUUGGGAAGAUUGAGUGGGCGGAGAAAUAGAAUUGAAAAUGCUGAAAUAAGAAAAAAGCUAGAAAACGAUGAGUUGCUAUCUGAGGAAUUGAUUGAUGAAGUGAUGAAUACAUUCUUGCAACAAGUAAAGGAUGGGACUUGGAAACAAGGCGGAUGGCCUCAUGUAUUUACAGACUAUUCUUUGUCCAAACUGGCAGUUAACACUUACACAAGGCUGCUGGCGAGGGAGUUUGCUAGUCGUCCAGAAGGCCAAAAGAUAUACAUUAAUUGCUACUGCCCCGGGUGGGUGAGGACCGCUAUGACUAGUUGGGCUGGACACAUUAGCAUAGAGGAAGGGGCUGACACUGCAGUGUGGCUUGCCUUGCUUCCGGAUCAGUUUGUCACUGGCAAGUUCUUCUCCGAGAGGCGUGAGAUAAAUUUCUGAUGUAGAAAAUUGGUGUUCUGUGAACUACAUUUCUGUUGCACCGGUUCCCUCGUUUAGUAUUCAGGGAAACAGCCGACAUAUGAUGGAGCGUUGCUGGUGAAAAACAUAUGUGUGCGUGUGUGUGUUUAAAACUUUCUUCUGUUUUAGAGGAUUGGCUACUGAACUGAUCUGAUUUACAUUAUGGAAAGUGGAUUUUUGCUGACUGAUUUGAUUAUGGGAAGAGUUUCAGUGAAGAAGCAAGAGCAACGUCGUUUAUCUGCAUCGCUUCUGCCUCUUACUAUUGGAAUCAAGAGUCCUUUGCAUCAGGAAACUUAGAACUGGUUAGCUUUUGUUUUCUGAUUUUGAUACAUGGAACAGGAACAACAGUCAAUUACAACAAGGGCAGCAGAUUUUUGGGCCAUUUUUUGUUUAUGAUACUAAGAUUUGGUUUUGCAUUUGAUAGUGUCGAUUUGAAAAUUAUCAUAACAAAUUUAUUGAGGUUAUUUUGGUGA
This is a messenger RNA of Salvia miltiorrhiza (redroot sage), 1563 nucleotides long. RefSeq lists its product as uncharacterized. Lineage: Eukaryota; Viridiplantae; Streptophyta; Magnoliopsida; Lamiales; Lamiaceae. The transcript has 4 exons. Gene Ontology annotation, molecular function: oxidoreductase activity, acting on the CH-OH group of donors, NAD or NADP as acceptor. Gene Ontology annotation, cellular component: membrane. Bases 131 to 1072 code for a protein of 313 amino acids. The record is from RefSeq and is a predicted model, not a curated record.